GUGACAAAUACCUAGCAAAGUUAAAAGCGAGCUUAGAUAAUAUAAAUUUACGUAUUAAAAUCAGUCUUAAUUAAUAUAAUUAAUAUUUAUUAGUUAUCACUUGAAACGGUUAAAAGCGUUUCAAGCCAGCCUUAAUUCUACCGACUCCUUGCUGUUUCUUUCAAACAUCUAAGAAAAUGGAGUCACCUAAGCCGACCGUAAUAAAAAUCAAGGUGACCGGGGAAACUGAAGAACACAGCUUUAAAUGGGACGUACAGAAAAAAUCCGUGUUUAUCAUUCGGUCCGAUUUUAGAGGACCAAUCUUAUCGUUCACAUCCGGCGAAAGUUUCGACAAGGUGUCGGAAUUUAGAACUCGUCGAAACUGAUAUCAUUAGACCCCCUUUCUCGAGUUACAUAAUUUAUGAACGGCCAGUCACUGACGUCAAGUACUUCGUCCAGCAUUUUGAACUUCAAAAUUUAAAAAAUUCCCCACAUCCAUUUAACUUCGACCCCCAAAAAGUGCAUCUUUUACAGCUAUGACUCUAAAACGGCAAAGUUUAAGGACGAUGAUUCCAUCUACUCGAUGGAUUUUAUUGCUCGUCACUUUUCCCGGGACACUUUAGAAUUAAACGGGACCUUUGUAAACUGUCGGUCACGUCCUGUAUGUGGAUUUCCUGCUUCCUGGGACAGUCGCCGUAAGUGCAGCGUCCAGCAUAAGGCUGUCAUGUUGACCAUGCUCGAAAAUGGGGAAGGAGCCGACGUAAUGUUCCGGACGAAUGAUGGCGAGGAAGUUUUUGCUCAUCGCGCAAUUCUGUCGGCGCACAGUCCCGUCUUCAAAACCAUGUUUGCCGCCGAGAUGAAGGAGAAGGAUGGCGUCGUGGAGCUGGACGACAUGGCGGCUCCAGAAUUGCAAACUUUUUUGAAAUUUAUGUACACAGGAGAAGUUAGUGACGCAGAUUGGCAAGAAUAUUAUGCCGAGAUCGUCAUGGCGGCGGAUAAGUACCAAAUCGCACAUUUUAAAGAUUUCUGCGCCACGAUGCUUCCUGACCUAUGUAGCUGGGAUAAUGCAGUCGAACUUCUUCAACUUGUCAAGCUACAUUCUUUGGACGGGGUUAAAGAAAAGAUUCAACAGUUCAUGAACAAAGACCCCAAAAAAAUGUUUGAACUUUUGAAUUCCAUGGCUGAAGAAUCGACCUCGUAACAUAAUCGCCAUAGUGCAGAAAAAUUGUAUUUAUUGCGUAAUUAAUUUGAAGAUGUAUGCAAUAAUUUUUCUAUGAAAGAGUUAUAACCAAUUUAAUUCUAGAGAUUCGUAAUUAAUUAAUUGUGAUUAACAGGUUAAGGAUUUUGAUUUUUAAUUCCUCACUGUUAAUCCCAGAAAAAUCUAAUAAUCGCGUCUCUAUGUAUGAGUAAUUCUUGCAGUAUUUAAAGUGAUGCUUAUUUCUUUCGCGACAUGGCUUUUGUAUUUAAUGUGCUAUUAAUUUAAAAUCAUUGAUAUGCUAUAAUUAAUCGUGCAAGAUAUUUACAUAUGUAUGUAUAUGCAGAAAUAUCUGUAAAUAUGUAUUUAUUUGAAUCCCAGCCUUAAAUAUUAUUCGAGUGUUUCUAAUUUAUCUGGGUUCAACUGUUCUGAAAUGUAUUCCGGGUAGGAUUUUUUUGGAUAAUAAUAAAUCUACUGCGUAAUAUUUGUAAACGUUGGACAUGUGUCCCCCUAACUUCCGCUUGCCACUGGACAAGUGGAAUGAUAGAAAUUCUGAAAAUCAUUUGCUAAUAACGAAAUUAUGUAAAUACUUACAUAGGUACACAAUUAGAUAUAUGCAUGGUCAUAUUGCUACAUAUUUAGUACCCGUCCAGUUUUAUGAUUUUAGGUAAAAUCACACAUGGAAAAAGGUGGAGCAGCAUAAGAGUGACUCACAUUUGUUACCAUUUCCCGUGAC
Messenger RNA from Folsomia candida, 1910 nucleotides. RefSeq names its product speckle-type POZ protein. Gene Ontology annotation, molecular function: protein binding. The transcript is spliced from 5 exons. Bases 563 to 1180 code for a protein of 205 amino acids. The record is from RefSeq and is a predicted model, not a curated record. NCBI's taxonomy places the organism in Eukaryota, Metazoa, Arthropoda, Collembola, Entomobryomorpha, Isotomidae.